Molecule: messenger RNA, 602 nt
Organism: Cyphomyrmex costatus
Lineage: Eukaryota; Metazoa; Arthropoda; Insecta; Hymenoptera; Formicidae
Product: protein PET100 homolog, mitochondrial
Exons: 2
Coding region: 301-543 (80 amino acids)
Biological process (GO): mitochondrial respiratory chain complex IV assembly
Cellular component (GO): mitochondrial inner membrane; mitochondrion
Source: RefSeq, a predicted model, not a curated record
UUUAUUUUUCUUGUAUAAUUGUCUUUUCUAACGUUUAUUUAAGGUCACUAUAAUCUCUGUGACUUUAUCAUCUGCGUUUCUAAAUUGCUGUCAUAUCGUCGAUCUAUUUAUUUUGAUCAAGAAGUUUACACUGAUUUACACCGUUCGUAGGAACCAGGAUCAAUAACACGAGCAAGAAGUGUCUUUGAUAUAAAUUGCUCUUGAACGUACCCUGUUAUUGGAAUAUUUGGUUGUCACAUUUUUGUUUAUCAAAUAUAAAUAAAGGAUUUCUGCUUUCACAGCUGAAAUACGGUAUUGGAAAUGGGUUGGGUAUUUGAGGUAGCUAAGAUGUUUCUCUAUUUAUCAUUUCCUGUUGGAAUAUAUCACUAUGUCAAUCAGCCAGCCUACUUUGAUAAAUGGGUGAUACAAGCAAAAAAGGAGUACUUCCCAACCGAAAGUAAACAAGUAUAUGAGCAAAUGGAAAACUUUAUUUACGACUUUAAUGUUAACAUUGAAAAGAAACAUUUGGAUGCUUUGGAGAGGCAGAGUAAAAACAAACAGUGAAGAAAAUAUAUUGUAAUGUUUUGAUUGUGAUAGCAGUAGUAAAAUUUAUUUUUUUGUAC